Messenger RNA from Volvox carteri f. nagariensis, 1982 nucleotides. It is a transcript of the gene eif2Ab, whose product is annotated as eukaryotic translation initiation factor 2 alpha. Bases 212 to 1213 code for a protein of 333 amino acids. Gene Ontology annotation, molecular function: RNA binding; translation initiation factor activity; ribosome binding. The transcript has 7 exons. The record is from RefSeq and is a predicted model, not a curated record. Lineage: Eukaryota; Viridiplantae; Chlorophyta; Chlorophyceae; Chlamydomonadales; Volvocaceae. Gene Ontology annotation, cellular component: eukaryotic translation initiation factor 2 complex; multi-eIF complex; eukaryotic 48S preinitiation complex.
AGGAAGAGUGCUUCCGUACGUGCUGUACACGGGUCCAGGUUAUGCACCUGAUCUGCACCGAGAAAACGUUCUCUUAAAUGUGACUGUCUCUGUUUGCAACAGGGAAUUGAAAAUCUUGCUGAAUUCGACCCCAUACUUUAAGAGUUCCAUUGCGGCGGGUACAAUUGAAGCUUAGCUUUAGCCUUAGCACUCAACAACAAGGCUACAAAACAUGGCUCAGCAUCAGGAUUGUCGCAUGUAUGAAGCCAAAUAUCCUGAGGUCGACGAUGUAGUAAUGGUGCAGGUAAAAUUGAUAGCGGAGAUGGGCGCGUACGUGUCUUUGCUGGAGUACAAUGGGAUUGAGGGAAUGAUCCUGUUAUCGGAACUCUCGCGACGUCGCAUCCGCUCGAUCACAAAGCUUAUUAAGGUUGGCCGGCAAGAACCUGUGAUGGUUCUUCGUGUGGAUAAAGAGAAGGGGUACAUCGAUCUGUCAAAAAGGCGUGUGUCACCUGAGGACGUGCAAAAGUGCGAGGAAAGAUACAACAAGUCCAAACUGGUGCACUCCAUCAUGCGCCACGUGGCGGAGACGACAGGGCAAGAUUUGGAGGCGCUGUACGAUAAUAUUGCCUGGCCGCUGUACCGCAUGCACGGGCACGCAUUUGAUGCAUUUAAGACGAUGGUGUCGGACGAGGGUGACGCGAUCUUCAAGCGGCUGGAGGAGGAGAAGGGCGCCACAGCGGCGGCGCUGCUGUCGCCUGAGGUUCGCGAGGCGCUGCUUAAGAACAUCAAGCGCCGCAUGACUCCUCAGCCACUCAAAAUCCGCGCGGACGUUGAGAUGACAUGUUUCACGUACGAUGGCAUCGAGCAUAUUAAGGUGGCCAUCCGCGCGGCCGAGGCGCAGAGCACGGAGGAGUGCCCCGUUAAGAUGAAGCUCGUCGCGCCGCCGCUCUACGUGCUCACCACGCAAACAUUGGACAAGAACAAGGGCAUUGAAGUCUUAACGGCAGCCUGCGAGGCAUGCCAGAAGUCGAUCGAGUCCAACCGUGGCAAGCUGGUGGUUAAGGAGGCGGCUCGCGCAGUCAGCGAGCGCGACGACCGGCUGCUCAGUGAGAAAAUGGAGCAACUGGAGGCGGCCAAUGCAGAGGUGGACGGCGACGACGAGAGUGAGGAGGAGGAGGACGUGGGCAUGGGCGACAUCGACGUUGAGGCUGGGCCCGCAUUUGUGGCGGUGUAAUCGAGAUUCACCUAAGCGCUUUUGCUGCUGUGAAGGUGCAGGGGGUUUUGCAAGCGCAUGGGCCGCAGGCACAGGGUUGCUGAAGGCAGGUGCUGGCGCGGGCGCGGGUGCAGCAGCCGUCCCAGGUUUUCAGCCAUGCACCAUAUUCGUGGAACGUAGCUUUUGCGGCUGGAAGACAUCAGGGCGAUGGGACUUGCAUGGCGGGCCUGUGGGUCCGUUGAUAUGAUGAUGAGCCUGGGCCGACGUAGCGUUUUGGAGAAGGUCAAGGCGGUGACUGGUCAAGGUAUCUGCCGGUAAGGCAGAACUGGCGCUGGAGCUUUUGAAGCCAGUCCUUAGAUGCCAUAUGAACCGGAAGCAUGUGUAGUGUGCAGGAGUGCGCGGCCUGGCUGGCUGGCUUCAUUUGACACUGAUGCGUGUGCAACCCUUCAAACCUUGACUUCGUGAGGCUUGAUGCGCUCUUGCUACGGAUAGGAGGGAAGGGAUAACGGGCAAGGCAAAAUCUUCAUGGGAUCUGUGUUUGGGCGACCUUCGGGAUGGAACAAGAUACCGACCGGCGGGUCGGCCCUUCUGGCAAAGUCUCUUUUUUUCGCGGAGGUCGCGCACAUAUGGGAGGGAACAAGUUAAAAGGGCGACGGGCGGAGCGGUCUGCCUAGGAGGUGGCUGAUGGGCCCGAGGUAGACGGGUAAGAGGAUCCAGUGUAAUGGGAGGCCGGCACAGGCCUUAUGGGUUAGUGAGGAAAUGGGCCGUCUGGUGUAGGACCUGAAUUUGG